GUCCUUCCUCACUUCUGCCUCUUUCCAAGGUUGAGUGAGCAGGAGCUGAGAAUCUGGGGAAGCAGGCAGCUUGCAGCCCCCUGCCUGGACAUGAGGGGAGGAAAAGCCAGUGUAAAUAAAUCCACUGAGAAGAAAGGAGAGUCGCCCUCCCCAGGGAAAAGGAAAUCCGAGCGAGAGGACGAUGACGUUUAUGAAGAGUUCCCCAGAAAGAAGCAGAAAGUUCCAGCAGGGAAAAGCCAACAAGCGGGGGUACAGCAAAAUCCCAAAUCCAAAGGGCGCUCUGUGCGGAAAGAGCCGCCAGCGUAUGCAGCAGGCAGUGUGGAGGAGCAGUGGUACCUGGAGAUCCUGGAUAAGGGCAGAGUUACCUGCCCCACGUGCAGAGCUGUGAUCAGGAAGACAGUCGAGGGACUGAAGAAGCAUAUGGCGAACUGCAGACAGGAGAUGUUCACGUGUCACCACUGUGGGAAGCAGCUCAGGUCACUGGCAGGGAUGAAAUACCACAUCAUGGCAGAGCACAACAGCCUGCCGCUUGUGAAGGAGGGGGGAGAGCUGGAGGAGCCGUGCGAACGCGACCGCCUCCGGAAGGUGCUGAAGCGCAUGGGGAAGCUCAAGUGUACGAGGGAGGGCUGUACUGGCAGCUUCACCAGCAUAAUGGGCUUCCUGUACCAUAAGGAGGCCUCUGAGCUAGAGAAAAUGGCCAUGAAGUGCCGGCACUGCGGGAAAGGCUACAAGUCAAAGGCAGGGCUCGUCUAUCACCUCCGGGCUGAGCACGGGCCGGUCACUUUCCUCCAUGACGACAGGAGGCCUGAGAGUCUGAAGGAGAUGACCCUGGAGCCCACAAGUGCCGGCAGAGUCCAGAGGAAAUCUGCGAAGGUGGCUGUCUGCUACCUCCACGAGCUGGCUAGCGAGGAGCUGGCCAAGGAGUGGCCUAAGAAGAAGGUGCUACAGGAUCUCGUCCCAGAUGAUCGGAAGCUGAAGUACACCCGCCCGGGGCUGCCCACCUUCAGCCAGGACGUGCUGUGCAAGUGGAAAUCGGAGCUAAAGUCACUCGGCGAGUCCCGCUGUUGGAGUGGAGGGAAGUGUCCGCCGUGGGGGCAGCUUUGUCUCCGUUGCGAGAAGGAGUUCGUCUCGGAGAGCGGGGUCAAGUACCACAUCAACUCUGUGCACGCCGAGGACUGGUUUGAUGUGAACACGACUAGGAGGAGGAGCGUGGAGAAACGGGUGAAAACGCGCCAGAGAGAAGAGGAGCCGCACAAGCAGCGCAAGAGGCGCCCGGCAGCCCGGAGCAGGAAGAGGAGGGCUGGGCUGGGGUCUGCCAAGAAGCUGCCUGGCGCCGGGGCCGAGAGCAGCAGGAGGAGGAGUAAGAGGGGGCGUUCCCACCUGGCGGACAGUGAGAGCAGGAGCAGCGAAGAGGAGGAGGAGCCCCCAGCCGCGCACAAAGCGGAAAUUCCAAAAAGCACCCGCAGGCGGGGCAGGAAGUAGCCCUGGCGCGGCCCAGCGCUGCGGAGUCCACGGGCGGUCGCUCGCCGUGUAUCCAGUGUGGCUCGGGCCCUGCUCACAGCCUGAGUCCAGGUUGCAUUAGUUGCGUAUUUCGUGAUUUUAAAUAUUUUUGUCUGUCACUCGCUCUGCUUCUGCUGUGCCCCUGGGGCUCCUCACCGUUGGGGAGAGCAGGCGUCCUGGACGGAAGGCGUCUCUCUCUGGAUCUCUAUGGCCGGGCGGGGGCGCAUGCGUCCUUGGAGGGAGGGUGGGCAGUUUCGGGGGCCCAGCUCUGGCUUGCUCGCCUGCAGCCCAAGAGACUUGCCUCCCAGGGGUAGGUCCUUGCCAUACGGCGCCAUCCCGUCACUGCUGUGCUCUCCAGACGGGCAGCCCGGCGGGUUCAGAAUGCAGCCAGCCUGCCUGCCGGAGACUGGGCCUUUGCAGCGGGCCAGGGCACCCAGCAGCACCUGCCCCUUCAAAGGCAGAGCACUGACUGGGCCCUACGGGGGCGUCGAGACCAGCUGCCGGCAGACUGCCCUGCCCCAGUCGUGCGGCAGCAGCCUAGCCAGGGCUCUGAGCUCGGAGCACGGUGCCUGUGCUGUGCUACAGGCCACGCGUCACAGCCGCCUCCCACCUGCAGGACAGCCGCUGUGGGGCUGCCCCGGCCGGCUGUCCCUCGGGGUCCGGUCCCCCUUCCCUCUAGCCUGAGCAAGGGCUACUGCUUGUCAGCGGGCGCUCCAGGUACCUUCUCCCUGAGCUACUGUGGCCUGUUCUCACGAUGGCGCCUUUGCCGGGGCGAGCCUCAUGUGCCAGGCCUGCCUGUCGCGGUGUCAGCCGGCGGGAUGGCGCCUUUCCUGAGGCAAGCUCCGUGUGCCAGGCCUGCCUGUCGCGGUGUCAGCCGGCGGGAUGGCGCCUUUCCUGAGGCAAGCUCCGUGUGCCAGGCCUGCCUGUCGCGGUGUCAGCCGGCGGGAUGGCGCCUUUCCUGAGGCAAGCUCCGUGUGCCAGGCCUGCCUGUCGCGGUGUCAGCCGGCGGGAUGGCGCCUUUCCUGAGGCAAGCUCCGUGUGCCAGGCCUGCCUGUCGCGGUGUCAGCCGGCGGGAUGGCGCCUUUCCUGAGGCAAGCUCCGUGUGCCAGGCCUGCCUGUCGCGGUGUCAGGGCGGCGGGAUGGCGCCUUUGCCGGGGAGAGCUGCGUGUGCUGGGCCUGCCUGUCGCGGUGUCAGGGCGGCGGGAUGGCGCCUUUGCCGGGGAGAGCUGCGUGUGCUGGGCCUGCCUGUCGCGGUGUCAGGCGGCGGGAUGGUGCAUUUCCAGGGCGAGCUCCGUGUGCCGGGCCUGCCUGUCGCGGUGUCAGCCGGCGGGAUGGGGCCUUUCCAGGGCGAGCUCCGUGUGCCGGGCCUGCCUGUCGCCGUGUCAGGGCGGCGGGAUGGGGCCUUUCCAGGGCGAGCUCCGUGUGCCGGGCCUGCCUGUCGCCGUGUCAGGGCGGCGGGAUGGGGCCUUUCCAGGGCGAGCUCCGUGUGCCGGGCCUGCCUGUCGCCGUGUCAGGGCGGCGGGAUGGGGCCUUUCCAGGGCGAGCUCCGUGUGCCGGGCCUGCCUGUCAGGGCGGCUGGGAGGGUUCCUGUGGUCCUGUCGGGGUCAGGGUUAAGUUAGCACAUGGUGAGUGUUGUGCUGUCCAGCAGAGUCAGUUGAGACCUGCAAAUGCAGAACUUCUCCGGCAGGUUUAGACCUCUUCUCAGCUGGGCAGAGGGGUCUAAACCUGAAUGUCAGAUGUGAGCCCACACCCCCAAGAGGGGGAGGGGCAGGACUUGAUGUCUUAUUACCCUCCCCUCUUGUGCCUCACUGCAGUUCCCGGCCUCAGCAGACGCCUGAGUUUGAUCCAUCAGGGUUCAAGUAACACCCCGGUUCCCUUCAGCUCAUGCUGCAGUGAAAGCUUCCCCCUCGCCCACAGCUGCCGGUGCCGAAAUGCGCUGUCCAUUCCCUGGGCCGUAUUGCUUGGGCCCAGGUUUGCGUGUGGCGUUGCUGUGUGUUCGCCCGCUCCGUCACGUUGCCUUUGUGAGCAGUGUCGGGUGAGGCAGGUGACCCCAGCCAUGGCGAUGAUGGGACUCUGCGUGCAGUUCCCCGUGCUGCUCUCCACGCAGCAGCUGGACCUCGGUGGGGCCUGCACUUGUGGGUUACUGGGCGGUAUCCAAAGGCAGGUCUCUGGGCUGUGAGAUGCGCGGUCAGAGCAGCAGGAGCAGAUGAGAUGCCGCGUCACCAGUGCGAGAGAUGAUUUGUUUCUUGCUCAGGA
Messenger RNA from Pelodiscus sinensis (Chinese soft-shelled turtle), 3756 nucleotides. Lineage: Eukaryota; Metazoa; Chordata; Testudines; Trionychidae. The record is from RefSeq and is a predicted model, not a curated record.